Colletotrichum graminicola M1.001 is the source of this 1008-nucleotide messenger RNA. RefSeq names its product methyltransferase domain-containing protein. The transcript has 9 exons. Gene Ontology annotation, molecular function: methyltransferase activity. Lineage: Eukaryota; Fungi; Ascomycota; Sordariomycetes; Glomerellales; Glomerellaceae. The coding region runs from base 1 to 1008 and encodes 335 amino acids. The record is from RefSeq and is a predicted model, not a curated record.
AUGGCGGAAGUGCUGCAAGCCCAGCACCAGCAACAGCAGCCGGAGCCUGUGGAGGCGCCCGAGCCCCAGGAUAUCGAGGAUGAGAGCGAUGCGGUUUCACUGAGUGGUACUUCUGUCCAGACUGAUACAGACUCCCUGAAGUCGAGCAUUCGCGACUAUCGUAGAGAAAACGGCCGGACGUACCAUAGUGUCAGCGAUGGAAACUUCCAGCAUCACUGUUGGCAGUUGACCUGGGACGGCAAGCUCUGCAUGUGCCCAAAGAAAGAUGGUGCCAACCGCGUUCUCGACAUCGGAACGGGGACUGGAAUCUGGGCAAUGGACUACGCGGACGCCCACCCCGAAGCAGUGGUGAUCGGAGUUGACCUAAGCCCUAUCCAGCCGGAGUACGUCCCGCCCAACUGCCGGUUCGAGAUCGACGACGUUGAUAAGGAGUGGACCUGGCAGGAGCCUUUCGACUUCAUAUUCGCGAGGCACAUGAACGCAUGCUUCGCCAGCUGGGAAAAGUUUCUCAAGCAGGCCUACGACAACCUGGAGCCCGGCGGCUACAUUGAGCUGCAGGACAACGCCUUCCCCAUCCUCUGCGGCGACGGGACUCUGAAGCCGGACGACCCGAUGGCGCGCUGGUCGACGCUGAUGAUGGAGGGCACGGAGCUCAUCGGGCGUCCGAUCACGGUGCCCGCAGCCUUCCGGCGCCUCCUCCAGGAAGCCGGCUUCGAGGACGUCGUCGAGCACAAGCGCGUUUGGCCCACGAGCCCGUGGCCAAAGGACGAGGCCCUCCGCGAGCUCGGCCUCUGGACCCAGGCCUGCAGCCUCGAAGGUGUCGAGCCCGGCGCCCUCGCCCUCUUCACGCGCGUGCUCGGCUGGACGAGGGAGGAGGUGCUCGUUUUCAUCGCCAGCGUCCGCAAGGAUUUCAAGAACAAGAACAUCCACGCGUACUGGAACGCAUACUCCGUCUACGGAAGGAAGCCUUUGAAGGAUGCCACCCCCCCAGCCCCCUCCCCCUCCUAA